Messenger RNA from Hyaloperonospora brassicae, 1500 nucleotides. NCBI's taxonomy places the organism in Eukaryota, Oomycota, Peronosporomycetes, Peronosporales, Peronosporaceae. The record is from the annotation of a GenBank genome assembly.
AUGAAACCGUGGCUGCUCCCCCUGUUGGGAGGAAUGAAGACGGCUGCCGCGGCGCGCGUGGCGCUGCUCACGGACGUUGAGGGGAACUGGCAGUAUGUGCGCAACGUAGUGAAGCAGUCGUCGUGUCUGCAGCUGCUGUCAGAAGGUACAAGAGAUGAGACGCUGGAGCUCCGUGAUAACUGUAUGCUGGUCUUUGGAGGCGACGCUGGGGACAAAGGCGACCGUACGCUCAGGUGCUACGAGCAGCUGGUGAAGCUCAAGAAACGGUACCCCGACCGCGUCGUGUUACUGGUGGGCAACCGUGAUGCGAAUAAAAUGCGGUUCACGUCGGAAUUGCACGACACGGAGAUGGACUUGCACGCAAUGGCUCAAGAGGUCCUUGAAAGUCCGACGUGGGUGCCCGAAAGCAAACGAACGACUUUGAAAACAUUUCUGGAGGAACAAGUAGCGAUAUAUGAUGGACACGUGAUGGAGGAUGGUGACAUUGAGACUGUGAAUACCAAGACGAACCGUUUGAAAUGGAUGCUAGAGCACACGAUGGGGUCACAGGGAGAUUUUGAUCGUCGGCGGACAGAGCUGGCAUCGCGUCGAGAGGUCGAAAACGCCAAGGAAAUAAUGGACGAAGAUGUCGUGAAGUCGUACAUAGAUAGUGUGAAGGAAGGAGGCGUGGUGCGUGAAUAUUUAGUGCACGGCAGUCUGGCAUUUGUGGCCCACCAGACACUGUUCGUGCACGGCGGUAUCAUCAACGGUGACGAAGAUGCUAGCUUGUCUGCGCUGGGCCGAGUACCCAACGAGCCGUCGAAGCGGUUCGAGGCGGUAUCGGAAUGGGUGGAUGGACUAAAUGCGUGGUACCGAGACCAAAUUCAGGAGUGGAUUGACCAACCUAACUGGAACGACGACCAUUCGUCUCGCGGGGGCAACGGAUUGCUCAAAUACGUCGUGCCCAACUAUACUGGCAGUGUCGUGGUCGGCCGCCAUCUGUUGGCGUCGGGCAUGCCAACUCCGCUUCCGGACAAGAUUGCGUCAUUACUGUCCGAAAGCGGGAUCCGACGUGUGAUUAUUGGCCAUACACCCCACGGCAACUGCCCAACGGUCGUGAAGCAACCCCAUCAGCAACGUGAUACCUGUCGGGCAAAUGCAGGUCACAGUGUCGAUGCAGUGCUUUUUGAGGAUGUCAUUAUGUGUGAUACAAGCUACAGUGAUGCACAAGCUCCGGACAAUCGUGGCAGCGCUGCGUCUGAGGUGGUAGUGGAGCCUUCCGGUCGUGUGACAGUCACCGGUGUGUUGGAGAAUGGCCAGUGCAUUAAGUACGAUCCUGACGAGGAUCCAUGGGUUGGUCGAUGGCUCCGAGAUGGGACCAUGGUGAAGGCCCGCCUCGUCAAUAAAGAUGCAUAUAGGGGAGAGGAGCUGUAUCUCGUGUUCAGCGUGGAGAAUGGGUACACAUACACCUACCAUAACCGCACGGUCACUCAACUCCGCGCAAUCGGCUUGAAGAACUGA